Molecule: messenger RNA, 1237 nt
Organism: Cannabis sativa
Lineage: Eukaryota; Viridiplantae; Streptophyta; Magnoliopsida; Rosales; Cannabaceae
Exons: 2
Coding region: 234-1070 (278 amino acids)
Source: RefSeq, a predicted model, not a curated record
GCGUGAGCAAGUACAGUUGAAUCUUGACUGGUUUUUCCUCGAACGAACGAAGACUUCGAGUCAAGAGACAUCUUAGCGAGAAUUUAUGGCCUUCAAGAUUCUUCCCUUUUCACCCAAGUUACCUUUAAUUUUUCUCUAAGGUUGCCCUAAUAUCAGUUAACUAUAACUAACCUUUCAAUUUGGAUUUGGGAUUUUUCUCCUUCUCUUCUCAGAGUGAUUGAAUUUUUUAUUUCAUGGAUUUCCAGAAUAGAAGGCUACAUGUUUUGCUAUUCAUCGCAGGCAUCAUUGUUCUCAGCAUUACAGCUGAAAAAUGUCGACAGUUGGUUGGAGAAGAUGCUUCAUCUCAGAGUGGGCAGUUUACAUUCUUGAAUUGUUUCGACAUGAGUUCUGGAACAGUAGCAUGUACUGUAAAAGAGGGAGUGAAACUCUAUUUCUACAACAUCAGAUCUGCUCAUGUCGAGAGAGCAAGGCAUGCUGCAAUAGAAGUUGCAUUAGUUGAUUCAUUGUCACAGGGCAUGUCUGCUCAAGAUGCUGCCAAACGAGCACAACUAGAGGGUGCAAAAGCAGCAAAGCUAGCAACACGAAAAGCCAAGCGAAUUAUAGGCCCCAUCAUCUCUUCCGGGUGGGAUUUUUUCGAAGCUAUAUACUAUGGUGGUACAAUUACUGAAGGUUUUCUCAGAGGCACUGGCACUUUGUUUGGCACCUAUACCAUAGGAUUCGUUGGGGAACAAAGAUUUGGGAGAUUUGGUUACCUUGUGGGAAGUAUUUUAGGCAGUUGGGUUGGAGGUAGAAUAGGACUGAUGGCAUAUGAUGUUGUUAAUGGAGUACAUUUUCUACUUCAAACUGUUAAAGUCGAUGAAAUUUCUGAGGAGGGCUCCGUUGCUUAUGAAUCCAACAAAACACCCGAUUACGAAAAUUCUGAAGCUUCUGGUGACUCUUAUGCUUAUGAAGCUCCUUCUGAAUAUGCAAGUCCAGAAGUUUCAGAAGGGUCCAAUUUCUAUAACACUCAGGCUGAGGAGUCUUCAUUCUCUGAGGGUACUGAUGAAACAUAUAUAAACUCUGAACUUUAGGUGACAAUACUACGUAUUCAUAGGUUAAUUCUUUAUUUGACAUUUUAUGGAACUAUAGAUGCUUAUGUAAACUAGAUUCCUUACUCAAAACUUCUGAAUUUACUUUUGGAUACCUCUGUCAUACAAGUUAAUUUUUAAUUGCUUUUACCAAAUUCUUUUAGAACUCA